GGUGGUCUUAUCACAGCUGUUGCAUCUGUGGUGGCAGGAAGCCUGUCCGAGCCCCUCGGCGCUCUUUCUUUCCCCCUCCGGCCCUCGGUCCCGAACCAUUCAAAAUCACAAAGAAACGGCGAACGAUUGCCUCCGAGUGACACCAAACAAAGAUGGAGUCCUCUCCAGAGAACAGCACCACCCAAGCCGGGAGCACCCCGGCGGUGUCGGCCGGAGACACUCCUGCUGACCUGACCGACGACCUCGGCAAGCAACUGGAGGACAUCAUCAGCACCUACCAGGCAGACGAGGCUCCAGAUGAGCCAGAAGACACAGAGGAGGUUCAGCCAAACACCCGACGGGAGCAGAAACUGGAGAAAAAGAUGCUCAAAAGCUUGGGAAAGGAGGCCAUGCUCCUCAUGCAAAGUCUCAACAAACUGGACACUCCCGAGCAGAAACUGGAAGCUACCAUCAAGAAGCACGCCGAGCUGCUGGAGGAGCACCGGAGCGACCAGAAGCAGCUGAAGGUUCUGCAGAAGAAGCUUCUGCAAGUGAUGAAGGAGAAAGACCAGCUGCAGAGCGAGCACAGUCGCGCCGUCCUGGCUCGCAGCAAACUGGAGGGACUCUGCCGAGAACUGCAGCGCCACAACAAGACCUUGAAGGAGGAGACGCUGCAGAGGUGCCGAGAGGAUGACCUGAAGCGGAAGGAGAUCACCACACACUUCCAGGGAACCCUGAGCGACAUCCAGGCCCAGAUCGAGGAGCACAGCAGCCGCAACACCAAACUGUGUCAGGAGAACAACGCCCUGGCCGACAAACUCAAGGGCCUCAUUACGCAGUACGACCAGCGGGAGGCGAACCUGGAGAAGGUGUUCAAGCACCGUGACCUGAAGGAGAAGCUUCUGGACACCAAGCUGAGUCAGGCUAACAUGUUGCUGAAGGAGGCCGAGGAAAAACACAAGCUGGAGAAACAACUGUUGCUCCAAAAAGCCGCAGAGUACAAAUCACAAGCAAAACUUUUGAAGGAGACCGAGGUGGACAUGAAGGCGCAGCUCGACAUGUACUCCAAGAAGUUUGACGAGAUCCAGGGCACCGUUUCAAAAAGUAACAGCGUCUACAGCGGCUUCAAACAGGACAUGGAUAAAAUGGCCAAGAAGAUGAGGAAGCUGGAGAAAGAGUGUCAAUCAUGGAAGAGUCGCUUCGACGGCUGCAACAAGAGUCUCGUCGACAUGGUGGCGGAUAAAGCCGUGAGGGACAAAGAGCUGGAGGUGAUCGCCAUCAAGAACCAGAAGUUGGAAAGUCUGUGCAGGGCUUUGCAAGACGAGAGGAAGAGUCUCUAUGAGAAGGCGCAAGCGGCCGAAGGUCAACCGAGCGAGGGGACGAAGGAGGAGGUCCCCGAGAAGGAGACCCCCGAGGAAGACGCAGCGAGCGCGGCCCCCGCGGGGCCCGCCGCCGCGCCGGAAAACCAUCUGAGCCAGGAGCUGGCCAAACUGAAAGCCGAGCGGGCCCUCCUGAAGGAGAUCGCCGGCUCCAACAUGGCCCCCGCGGCGGACGCCACGACGCCGGGAGCUUCCGAAGGCGCCCAGCGAGCGGCGGAGAAGCGCACACAGCAGAGCGACGAAUGCCAGGAACAUUUGGAACUGGAGUCUGUCGACUGACACUUCCAAUGAUCGGCUUUGUACUGUGUGUGUUAUUUUCAUGGCAAUAAAAAAAAAAAAAAAAAAAAAAAAAAAAAGAAAGAGAGAAAA
This is a messenger RNA of Hippocampus zosterae (dwarf seahorse), 1727 nucleotides long. RefSeq names its product taxilin beta b (gene txlnbb). Gene Ontology annotation, molecular function: syntaxin binding. The transcript has 10 exons. Bases 153 to 1637 code for a protein of 494 amino acids. The record is from RefSeq and is a predicted model, not a curated record. NCBI's taxonomy places the organism in Eukaryota, Metazoa, Chordata, Actinopteri, Syngnathiformes, Syngnathidae.